Paramecium octaurelia is the source of this 2643-nucleotide messenger RNA. Lineage: Eukaryota; Ciliophora; Oligohymenophorea; Peniculida; Parameciidae. The record is from the annotation of a GenBank genome assembly.
AUGGGAAAUGCAUGUCGUUGUUAAUAAUAUACUUCUGAGAACAUGGAGCUCAUAUCAGGCAGGAAUGAGAACGUGAAUAAAAAAGGGGAAAGCAUCACUAUUCCUCAACAGAAUGGAACCACAGUGUCCAAAAAGACAACUCAUAAAUAAAAUGAUGAUGAUGGAGACGAAGAUUAACAGAUUUAAGAAGUGUAACAGAUUGAAGUACUCUCCUCCAUAUAUUUACCUUAGCUAAAACGUGGUGAUAAAAAGAAAUAGGCAAAGAUUAAUGCAGUCUCAGACACAGUGGAAAUAUUUGAAAACGUCAAGAAACUUGAUAAGAGAAAAUCCCCAUUCGACUAUUAGUUGAUGUUAAAUGCCUUCAAUGAGCAUUUCAUCUUUAAAUCUGUGCCUUAGAGUGAUAUAGAAUACGUGGUUGAUUAAAUGUUUUAUUGUACUGUCCCUGACGGUCAAUUUGUAUUCAAGCAAGGAGACAUGGCCAGUUCAUACUUUUUGAUUGAGAGAGGACAGUGUCAAAUCAUAAUUAAUGGUGAACUCAAAAAAACUCUUAAAAGUGGAGAUGCUUUUGGUGAGUUGGCCAUGCUCUACAAUGCACCCAGGAGUGCUAGUGUCAAAGCCAUAGGAGGUACAUACUUUCACCAAUUAACUAGAUUGUGCAUUCUGGGCCAUAGAUCGAAACACUUUUAGGAAGGUGGUCGAGUAACAGAAUCAGAGAAGUUAUGAAGAAAAUAGAGAAUUCAUGAAAAAAGUUGAAUUUUUUUGUAAUAAUGAUGAAUUAAUAUUAAAGCCUUUUUAACCGAAGAAUAAAGAGACGCAAUCUCUAGUGUUUUAAUUACUUCUGUUUUUAAGAAGGGAGAAAUCAUAGUGUCUGAAGGUGAUGUGGCCAACUCAUUUUAUAUAAUCAAAAAGGGAAAGGUGGCCAUCAUCAAGGGAGACAAAGAAGUAUCUUAGAUGAGUGCUGGAGAAUCCUUUGGUGAAGCUGCCUUGUAUUAAAGUUGUUAAAGAGCUGCUACUGUUAAGGCAGCUGAGGAAGAAGUGAGAUGUCUCUCCUUGUCAAAGGAUGACAUCCAGAGAAUAUUGGGUUAAAAAAUAUAGACUGUUAAGUAUAUUAACACUUAAAAAUGGGCCUUGUAACAGAGUCCUUUGUUGGGAAAGCUAACUUCAAUUCAGAUUGAGAAGAUUCUCUAAAACAUUAGACAGGUGCAUUAUGAGAAGAAUGAAAUGAUUAUUAAAGCAGGACAGCCUUGCACUAAGGUUUAUAUAAUCUUAGAAGGAGAAAUAGCGACAGUAACACUUUAUUUCGUAAUUAUAAGGUCUAUAGAUUCCCUCAAAAAAAUUAGUAUUGGGUAAAGGCAAAAUCUUUGGAGAAUAGUUUUUGAAAUCCUAGGGUUAAGACAAUAAACUCACUGAAACAAUUUAAGUCUAAACUGAUGAAUCUAUCAUUGCAGAAUUUGAAAUUAAAAUGUUCUUCGAUAUGAUCGGAGGUAGUGUAGAGUAGAUGAUCUAAAAGAAUGAAAAUUCACACGAAUAAAAGUAUCUAAAUAGGACUAAUGUAUAUUAAAAGAAGGAUUAUUCAAAUUUAAAAUUAGAUAAUUUGAUUUGCAUCAAGAAAUUAGGAUAGGGAUAAUUUGGAAAUGUCUAUUUGGUGAGAACAGCAUAAGAUGAAAAAUUAUACGCUUUGAAAUGUAUUAGCAAGGCUCAGAUUGUUGAACAACAUCUAGAAAGGCAUUUAGCUGUAAUGAAACUGUUAUAUAAAAUUAGUAAGAAAAACAAGUUUUGUCAACCAUCAACUUCCCAUUCUUGAUGCAAUUUUACAAAAGUAUGAAGGAUCAGAAUUACAUUUAUUUCUUGGUAGAAUUUAUUAAGGGAAUGGAACUUUUUGAUGCCAUCAGAGAAAUAGGAUUGCUGACUACGAGUGAUUCCCAAUUUUAUAUUGGGUCAUUAUUGAUAUGCGUAGAAUAUUUGCAUAAAUUAUAAAUUAUUUACAGAGAUAUCAAACCAGAAAAUAUUAUGGUUGAUGAGAAGGUAUCCAAUUAAUUAUCAACCAAUAGGGUUAUCUAAGAAUGAUCGAUAUGGGAACAGCAAAGUUUUUGAAUUAGAAAUCAAUUAGAACAUAUACUAUUAUUGGAACUCCACAUUAUAUGGCUCCAGAAAUUAUUACAGGCAAGGGAUAUACAUUUUCUGUUGAUCUUUGGUCCAUCGGAGUGUGCUUGUAUGAAUUCAUGUGUGGUGGAGUCCCGUAUGCAGAGGAUGCUGACGAUCCUUAUGAAAUUUAUGAAGAAAUUCAAAAAAAGACAAUUACAUUCCCAACUUUUAUGAAGGAUAAGAAAGCUAAGAAAUUUAUAGAACAAUUGCUAUCAAAAACACCAGAAGCCCGUUUAGGUGGAGGCUAUGCUUCUCUUAAGGCCAAUACUUGGUUUGAUAAAUUUGACUGGGUACUUUUGAUUUAUAUUGACUUAGGACAAAUUAAUGGAUAAAGAACUCAAGCCUCCUUUCUUACCCAAGAAAUCUAGGAUGAUUCAAGAGAAAGAUAUCCAGUCUGCUGUUAUUCAUAAUAAAUUGGCAUCAAAGGAAAUCAAUUCAAUAGGUGUACCCUAUAAAAAGGAAAAAGCAAGAGAUUAAAAUUGGGAUUCAAAUUAUUGA